AUGCUUUUUCUCUUUCUUUUAUGGGCUGAACGAAAGAUUCCUUUGCCAGCAUCAGCGUCAGUCCCCUUCUCCGAUUCAGUCUGUAACCAUGCAAAAGGAAAAUGGGUUCCAGACAACCGCCGUCCUUUGUAUUCAGGUUCUGAAUGCAAGCAAUGGCUAUCAGGGAUGUGGGCUUGCCGCUUGACACAACGCACGGAUUUUGCGUAUGAAAGUCUUCGAUGGCAACCAAAAGAUUGUCAAAUGGAGGAAUUUGAAGGGUCUAAAUUUUUGAAAAGGAUGCAACACCAUACUCUUGCCUUUGUUGGAGACUCAUUGGGCCGGCAGCAGUUUCAGUCUCUAAUGUGCAUGAUCACUGCUGGGAGGGAAACACAUGAUGUGGAAGAUGUGGGGAAGGAGUAUGGGUUGAUUCUAUCCGAGGGUGCUGUUCGCCCUGAUGGAUGGGCUUACCGAUUUUUGAGCACAAAUACUACAAUUCUCUACUACUGGUCAGCAAUUCUCUGUGAUAUUGAACCUAUCAAUGCCAAUGAUCCAGAGACAGAGUAUGCAAUACAUCUUGACCGGCCUCCAGCCUUUUUGCGCCAAUUCCUUCACAAGUUUGAUGUUCUGGUUCUCAACACAGGUCACCAUUGGAAUCGAGGAAAGUUGAAGGCUAAUAGGUGGAUAAUGCACGUUGGAGGUGUGCCAAAUACUGACAAGAAUAAAGCAGUGGUUUCAGGUGCCAAGAAUCUCACUGUUCACAGUGUGGUUAGUUGGGUGAACUCGCAGCUGUUAGAGUAUCCUAGUUUAAAAGUAUUCUUUCGAACUAUUUCCCCAAGGCAUUUUGUUGGUGGGGACUGGAACACUGGAGGCAGCUGUAACAGCACUACACCAAUGUCAAUAGGAAAGGAAAUAUUGGAAGAUGAAUCUGCAGAUGAAGUUGUAGCAAAUGCAGUGAAGGGGACAAGGGUCAAGAUAUUGGACAUAACAGCUCUUUCUCAGCUUAGGGAUGAAGGUCAUAUAUCACAUUUUAGCAUUUCGGCCAAGCCUGGUGUGCAGGAUUGCUUACACUGGUGUUUGCCUGGCAUUCCUGAUACAUGGAAUGAAAUACUCUUUACACAAAUCUAG
Sphenostylis stenocarpa is the source of this 1104-nucleotide messenger RNA. Lineage: Eukaryota; Viridiplantae; Streptophyta; Magnoliopsida; Fabales; Fabaceae. The record is from the annotation of a GenBank genome assembly.